AUGAGGAAGCAGAGCGCGCGCACCGCCGCGCUCGUCCUCUGCAUCCUGUCCUACCUGCUGGUGGGCGCCGCGGUCUUCGACGCGCUCGAGUCCGAGGCGGAGCGCGGCCGCCGGCGGCUGCUGGCCCAGAAGCGCGGCGAGUUCCGCAGGAAGUACGGCUUCUCGGCCGACGACUACCGGGAGCUGGAGCGCCUGGCGCUGCAGGCCGAGCCGCACCGCGCCGGCCGCCAGUGGAAGUUCGCCGGCUCCUUCUACUUCGCCAUCACCGUCAUCACCACCAUCGGGUACGGCCACGCGGCGCCGGGCACGGACUCGGGCAAGGUGUUCUGCAUGUUUUACGCGCUGCUGGGCAUCCCCCUGACGCUGGUCACCUUCCAGAGCCUGGGCGAGCGGCUGAACGCGCUGGUGCGGCGCCUGCUGCUGGCGGCCAAGCGCUGCCUGGGCCUGCGGCGUCCGCGUGUGUCCGCCCAGAACAUGGUGGUGGCCGGGCUGCUGGUGUGCACGGUCACCCUGGCCCUCGGGGCGGCCGCCUUCGCGCACUUCGAGGGCUGGACCUUCUUCCACGCCUAUUACUACUGCUUCAUCACCCUCACCACUAUCGGCUUCGGCGACUUCGUGGCCUUGCAGAGCGACGAGGCGCUGCAGAGGAAGCCUCCCUACGUGGCCUUCAGCUUCCUGUACAUCCUGCUGGGGCUCACGGUCAUCGGCGCCUUCCUCAACCUGGUGGUCCUGCGCUUCCUGGCCGCCGAGGUGCCCGAGCGCGCCGCCCGCCGUGCCAGCCUCCGCCGCCCGGGGGCGCCCGACAGCCGCGUCCGGCUUGGAUGCCGCCCACCGGCCCGGGAUGCACGGGGCUCCGCCUGCACUGCCCACCGAAUCCGCCCGCUGGAGACCUGGGCCCGUGACAACCCCGGAUUCUCGCCCCCCACGAGUCCCGAGGCCGUAACCCGACCCUGCACAGCGGACAGACCCCCAGCCAGGAGGAUGUCCAUCUGA
Molecule: messenger RNA, 993 nt
Organism: Jaculus jaculus (lesser Egyptian jerboa)
Lineage: Eukaryota; Metazoa; Chordata; Mammalia; Rodentia; Dipodidae
Gene: Kcnk15
Product: potassium two pore domain channel subfamily K member 15
Exons: 2
Coding region: 1-993 (330 amino acids)
Biological process (GO): potassium ion transmembrane transport; stabilization of membrane potential
Cellular component (GO): membrane
Molecular function (GO): potassium ion leak channel activity
Source: RefSeq, a predicted model, not a curated record